This is a messenger RNA of Gaeumannomyces tritici R3-111a-1, 540 nucleotides long. RefSeq lists its product as hypothetical. The record is from RefSeq and is a predicted model, not a curated record. The transcript has 2 exons. Bases 1 to 540 code for a protein of 179 amino acids. Lineage: Eukaryota; Fungi; Ascomycota; Sordariomycetes; Magnaporthales; Magnaporthaceae.
AUGAACGGUGAAGGCAAUCCUGUAGGCGCUCUUGAGUAUAAGAGCCCGCCCGUGUCCCCCGGAGAGAUGUGCCAGUACGUGUGGACGACGUGGACGCUCUGCGCCGAGCGGCCGAACCACGCGUGCCUGCUGGCCGUCACCUUCUGCGGCGACGUGCUCGACAUGCUGCCGGCGGGCCGCUACCGGGGGGCGCUCGAGGGGACCCUGCAGCUCGCGACCGUGGGCGUCCCCGACGGGGUCAGGAGGCUCGUGUCGCGCCACUGCAGGCGCAAGGUCGAGACGAUGAAGCAGCAGUGCGCGAGGGCGGCCUGCCCCGCCUGCACCGGCAGCCCGCUGCCGGACAAGGACGUCCUGGGCCCGUGGCUGGACAUGGCCAACCUGCCCGCCGUCGCCAACUCGGGCCUGGACUAUCUCUCCUUUCCCGGGGGCGCCACGUACACGGGCCCGCUUCCGGUGCCUCCCGAGCCGGGGGACAACGACAACUCCAAGCCGGAUGAAAACACCACCUCCAAGCCGGAUGGCAGUGGCAAUCAGGCGUGA